AUGACUUCACCAGCUAACUCUUCAAGCGGAUCUUCUCCUCAAAGAAUGAGGGGAAGGCCUAAGAAACGUGAUUAUAUCUCAAAUAACGGGGCUAGCAGUAAUGCAUCGCUCAAUACUAGUGUACGUGUUAGCGAGCGCCAUAAAGUGGCAAAAAAAGUUUUUGAUCCCUCUGAUAAUAAUGUACCUAGCAAGAGAAAAAGAGGUAGACCCGUCGGUUCACUGAAUAAAAAAACUAUUGAGAAAGGACUAUUGAAAGCUGGGCACCAUAAGUCAGGUGCUGAAGGAGCUCCACCAUCUGAAAGUCAAGUGGCCCUGGAUGGAAGUAAUAAAACAAUGCAAUCAUCUUCUGGUAUAUUGAAAUCUAGACCUGAUAACACCUGGCAAGGUCCACAUCGCAAAGCAUGCGUGGUUAGCUGUGAUAUCAAGGAUGUUGGUAUUCUGACUGUGUGCAGUAGUUGCUCCGAUGCCUUUCAUGCAUUAUGUCACUUACCGUGCAUUCCAAAGCGAUUACAAGCUUGGGAUCAGUGGCAAUGCAGUAAGUGUAUGCUAUCUCGACUAACAGUUAUGCAAUCACCCGCCAUAAUUGGUAGAAGUGUGGAUUAUACAGCACAAAGUACGCUGCCUACAGAUCCAUUUUGGAAACCACAUGAACUUGAUAGAGCACCAUCAAAACUUGCCGAUAAUCUACCUGUGGAUCUUAGUAUUCCAGACGUAACAAAUUGGACAGCUGAUGAUGUAUAUAAUUAUUUCACGAAGUAUUUACCAGAAGCAGCUUUAAUUCUUAAAGAACAGGAGUACGACGGCAAAGCAUUGAGUACGGCGCGACGUGAAGAUAUCGUUAGAGGCUUGGGGCUUCCCCUGGGACCUGCGCUAGCCUUGUAUCGUAUUAUAGUAAAAUUACAAACUAGAAAGGAUGACUGGACUAUGUGCUGGGGCUGA
This is a messenger RNA of Arctia plantaginis, 939 nucleotides long. Lineage: Eukaryota; Metazoa; Arthropoda; Insecta; Lepidoptera; Erebidae. The record is from the annotation of a GenBank genome assembly.